UCAGCAAAAAAAAAAAGUCUAGCAGAAUUUACAACAUUGAGUCAUUGUCACAAUAUUUCCUGAUAUAAUCAAAGCUGAAGAAGUUAUUUAAUUUUCUGUUUUAGAUAUGGACUACAUCAACACUACACAGAUGGAACCAAAAAACAGCACGAAUGUCAGCAGCGUGUUCACACAUCAGGUUCUGCCUGUGCUCUACACCAUCAUCUGCGCUUGUGCCUUCAUUCUCAACGGACUCGCCGCUUGGAUCUUCUUCAGGGUUCCCACCUCAUCAGCCUUAGUAGUUUACCUAAAAAACAUGGUGGUGGCAGAUGUUCUGAUGUUGUUUACCUACCCGUGGCGUGUAGUGGGGGACCUCGGUUAUGGCGGUUUGCAGUUGAAGCUGAUAGUUUGCCGCUACACAGCUGUGCUUUUCUACCUCAGCAUGUACACAGGAAUAACCUUCAUGAGCCUCAUCAGCUUGGAACGCUACUUUAAAAUCGUACGCAACACCUUUGGUAUGUCUUCCUUUCUGCAGCGUGUUUCAGUAGCGAAGGCUCUUGCGGUGCUAACUUGGGGCAUCAUGAUGUUCUUCAUGCUGCCGAAUGCCAUAUUAACCAACCAGCCCAUGCCUAAGGUUUUCUCCUGCAUGGCCCUAAAGAGUGACCUGGGUCGGCGCUGGCACGAAAUUUCAGCCCACUUCAACAUUGGAGUCUUCUGGGUGGCAUUCCUGUUGAUGGUGUUUUGCUACACCUCCAUUGCUUGUCAUGUUUACCGCUCUUACAAACGGGUGCAGCAGGACAGCAGCAUGGCGAGACGGCGAUCAAAUCGAAGCAUCUUUAGCUUGCUGGCUGUUUUUGUCUUCUGCUUUGUUCCGUACCACGUCUGUCGUGUGCCCUACACAAUUAGCCAAGGCCACAAGGAUGACUUUAGUGCCUACAACCGCUUCAUUCUCUUCCAGGUCAAAGAAGUUAUGCUCUUCCUGUCCGCUCUUAAUGUGUGUCUGGAUCCUGUCAUCUACUUUUUCAUGUGCAGGACAUUCAGAGAGUCGCUUUUGCAGAAGAUGUCAUCUGUAAACCGCAAAAACAGGAGGCCUUCAAGAAGGCAUUGGGCUCAGUAUCAGCAAUCUGUUAUGAUUGAGCAACAAAGCAAAACGAGCAUUACCCAUUUGCAAGAUGGAAAAGAUAUUUAGAUUUGACAUCACAUACCAUGCUGUGGUUUCCUUGCAUGCAAAAUGUCAGCAUGUCAAGUCAAGUCACCUUUAUUUAUAUUGCGCUUUUAACAAAAAAGAUUGCAUCAAAGCAACUGAACAACAUUAAUUAGGAAAAAAGUGUGUCAUUAAUGCAAAAUGACAGUUAAGGCAGUUCAUCAUUGAAUUCAGUGAAUGUCAUCAUCUCAGUUCAGUUUAAAUAGUAUCUGUGCAAUCAUUUGCAAUCAAGCAUGGAGAGAUGGAGCAAAUGAAGGUCACAA
Carassius carassius (crucian carp) is the source of this 1446-nucleotide messenger RNA. Its product is annotated as P2Y purinoceptor 14-like. Gene Ontology annotation, molecular function: G protein-coupled purinergic nucleotide receptor activity. Gene Ontology annotation, cellular component: membrane. The transcript has a single exon. NCBI's taxonomy places the organism in Eukaryota, Metazoa, Chordata, Actinopteri, Cypriniformes, Cyprinidae. The coding region runs from base 107 to 1168 and encodes 353 amino acids. Gene Ontology annotation, biological process: G protein-coupled receptor signaling pathway. The record is from RefSeq and is a predicted model, not a curated record.